Messenger RNA from Gorilla gorilla gorilla (western lowland gorilla), 1604 nucleotides. RefSeq names its product THO complex subunit 3 (gene THOC3). The coding region runs from base 111 to 1166 and encodes 351 amino acids. Gene Ontology annotation, biological process: mRNA export from nucleus. The record is from RefSeq and is a predicted model, not a curated record. Gene Ontology annotation, cellular component: THO complex part of transcription export complex. Gene Ontology annotation, molecular function: protein binding. NCBI's taxonomy places the organism in Eukaryota, Metazoa, Chordata, Mammalia, Primates, Hominidae. The transcript is spliced from 6 exons.
GCGCAGAGAGGCCGUCGCUCUUCCGGGCGCAUGCGUGCGGCAGCGGCGCCGGGACUGACUGCGCCGUGGAGGGUGCUGCAGUGUUGUGAGUUGGCAGCUGGGAGCUCGGCAUGGUGGUCCCCGCUGCAGCCAUGGGGCCCUCGGCUUUGGGCCAGAGCGGCCCCGGCUCGAUGGCCCCGUGGUGCUCAGUGAGCAGCGGCCCGUCGCGCUACGUGUUUGGGAUGCAGGAGCUGUUCCGGGGGCACAGCAAGACGCGCGAGUUCCUGGCGCACAGCGCCAAGGUGCACUCGGUGGCCUGGAGUUGCGACGGGCGUCGCCUAGCCUCGGGGUCCUUCGACAAGACGGCCAGCGUCUUCUUGCUGGAGAAGGACCGGUUGGUCAAAGAAAACAAUUAUCGGGGACAUGGGGAUAGUGUGGACCAGCUUUGUUGGCAUCCAAGUAAUCCUGACCUAUUUGUUACGGCAUCCGGAGAUAAAACCAUUCGCAUCUGGGAUGUGAGGACUACAAAAUGCAUUGCCACUGUGAACACUAAAGGGGAGAACAUUAAUAUCUGCUGGAGUCCUGAUGGGCAGACCAUUGCUGUAGGCAACAAGGAUGAUGUGGUGACCUUUAUUGAUGCCAAGACACACCGUUCCAAAGCAGAAGAGCAGUUCAAGUUCGAGGUCAACGAAAUCUCCUGGAACAAUGACAAUAAUAUGUUCUUCCUGACAAAUGGCAAUGGUUGUAUCAACAUCCUCAGCUACCCAGAACUGAAGCCUGUGCAGUCCAUCAAUGCCCAUCCUUCCAACUGCAUCUGUAUCAAGUUUGACCCCAUGGGGAAGUACUUUGCCACAGGAAGUGCAGAUGCUUUGGUCAGCCUCUGGGAUGUGGAUGAGUUAGUGUGUGUUCGGUGCUUUUCCAGGCUGGAUUGGCCUGUAAGAACCCUCAGUUUCAGCCAUGAUGGGAAAAUGCUGGCAUCAGCAUCGGAAGAUCAUUUUAUUGACAUUGCUGAAGUGGAGACAGGGGACAAACUAUGGGAGGUACAGUGUGAGUCUCCGACCUUCACAGUGGCGUGGCACCCCAAAAGGCCUCUGCUGGCAUUUGCCUGUGAUGACAAAGACGGCAAAUAUGACAGCAGCCGGGAAGCCGGAACUGUGAAGCUGUUUGGGCUUCCUAAUGAUUCUUGAUAGGAGGUUGUAGGGAGAGGAGGCCCCGGCGGAGGUCUUCCUUCAUGUGGUUAGUUUGGUCUGUUCUCUCGGAGUUGGUGGGCACCCUAAAUAUUUGUAAGUUGGUAUAAAUUGUAAACGUCUCUGGUCAGGCUGCGCAUUUCGUUCUUUUGCUUUGUCUGUGUAUUAGCUCUUUCCAUUCUUUGCCCCCAGCAUGAGUUAACUCGUGUGGACUCUGCAGUGCGAGUAGUGACCCCAGCAUACCUUGUCCUCUGGACCUCCUGUCUUCUCUGCUUCUGGGUGCAUGGUAGACUUUGUGGCAUUUGAUACAACUUGGACAAUACCUAGUUUGGAGGGAGGGGAAUGGAAGGGCAUGGAAGUUUUUUUAAAUAAUUUAAAAUAUAUAUAUAUAAUUUUGAGAAUUGAGCAUUUAAUAAACUGACUUUUGUUAUUAUGGAA